Messenger RNA from Chenopodium quinoa (quinoa), 2848 nucleotides. RefSeq names its product nucleolar complex protein 3 homolog. NCBI's taxonomy places the organism in Eukaryota, Viridiplantae, Streptophyta, Magnoliopsida, Caryophyllales, Amaranthaceae. The transcript is spliced from 13 exons. Gene Ontology annotation, molecular function: chromatin binding. The record is from RefSeq and is a predicted model, not a curated record. Bases 129 to 2588 code for a protein of 819 amino acids. Gene Ontology annotation, biological process: DNA replication initiation. Gene Ontology annotation, cellular component: nucleolus.
UGGCUUUUAAUAGGGCUCCAAGGCCUCCAACCCUACCUCUCUCUCAACGUCCUCCAUUGAAGCGCAGUUCACGUUCUCCGUUGAAUAUAAUUGUAUCCCCCACUGAAGCAGCUUCUGAGGAUUGAACUAUGAAAUUACACCAGAAGAAAAAGCUUAAAGUAACACUGCCUCCUGAACUUCCUCCUGAAAUACCCGAUGAAGAUAUCGUUGUUUCAGACGAAGAUGUCAAUUUCGUCGCUGAAAAUCGUGCAUAUGCUGGUUUUGUUUCUCGUUUGGACACUAAAUCCAUUACCAAGCAUGUUAAUCGUGUUGCGAAUGCCAAGGAAGAUGAGCUGGAAGAACUCUUUGAGAGACGAUUACGAAAGAAAAAGCUUGAGAAUAAGGAAGAAAAGGGUAUAGAGGUUAAUCGUGUUGAUGCGCUUCCGGUCAAGACCUUGGAUGGGAAGCUUUAUUAUAAGACAGUUCCAAAGGAAGAAAGAAAGCUUGAAACUUCUGACAAAGAAGAUGAAAGUGAUGAAGAUAAAGGUAUUUUUAAAUUAACUAAAGCAGAAAGGAGGGCAAAGUUGAAGAAAAAGAAGAAAGAUGAAAAGAAGCAGGUGAAGGAACCAGCUAAGUCUGAGGAGGAUACUAAGAAUCCUCAGUCUGAGGUUUUGGCUGAGGUGAAAGAAGAUCUCACUGCUGCAGAAGUAGCUGAAACUAAGCAACAUAAAAUUGCAGAGUUGGGUACUGCCUUGCUUGAAGAUCCUGAGUCAAAUAUUAAGUCUCUGAAAGAGCUCCUAAGUUUCUGUAAUGAUGGAGAUAAAGAAAUUGCAAAGGCGGCAUUGUUAUCAACAUUAGUUGUUUUUAGAGACAUAAUUCCUGGUUAUCGCAUUAGGCUUCCUACUGAGAAAGAGCAAGAGAUGGUUAUUUCUAAGGCUGUAAAGAAGAUGCGGUUCUUUGAGUCAACACUUUUGUUCUCAUACAAGGCAUACCUGCAGAGGCUAUUUACCUUACAACCGCUCCCUGAGUUCAAUCGUGUAGCUGUUCGUUGUCUCUGCACUUUAUUAGAUGCCCACCCGCAUUUCAAUUUUCGUCAGAACAUAAUACCAGCUGUUGUUAAGUGCCUGGCUUCUGCAGAUGAUGUUGUGAGGAAGUUCUGUUCUACUACAAUCCAGUCUAUUUUCAAAAAUGAGGGGAAACAUGGUGGAGAAGCAACUGUUGAGACCGUACAGCGGAUUGCAGAUCUUGUUAGAAUUCAUGAUUGUCAAUUGAACCCGGACUCUAUAGAAGUAUUCUUGGCUUUGUCAUUUGAUGAAGAUCUUGCAAGAUCUAAAAAGGCAGAUGAUGAUGAAAAGCGUAAAAGAAAGAAAUUUAAGAAAGGAAAGAAGUCUGAGGAGCAAACUCAACCUACAGCCAGUGAUAAGAAGAAAACUAAAAAGGAAUUACUAUCAAAGACGAGAGAGGAGGUAAAUGCUGAUUUCAAGGCUGCUUCACUUGCCCAAGAUGAAACAGAGCGAAGGAGAAUGCAAUCUCAGACGUUAUCUGCUGUUUUUAAUACAUACUUCCGUGUUUUGAAGCACACAAUACAGCCAGAUACAAUAAGGUUAAAGAGAGCUCAUCCACUACUAAGCUCAUGCUUGAAGGGAUUGGGGAUGUUUUCUCACCUAAUUGACAUAGAUUUCAUGGCUGAUCUAAUGAAGCACCUCAAGAUUCUUGCUUCUGGCACUAAUAUGAAUAAUUCUGAUAGUUCUUUGACAGUCUCUGAACAGAUAGAAUGCUGUAUUGUUGCCUUUAAAGUUAUGAGGAAGAAUCUCGAUGCUCUGAAUGUGGAUUUACAGGAGUUCUUUAUCCAGCUUUACAAUCUCAUUAUUGAGUAUAGACCAGGAAGGGAUCAAGGUGAAAUUUUGGCAGAAGCUUUAAAGAUAAUGCUAUGUGAUGAUAGGCAACAUGAUAUGCAAAGAGCUGCUGCCUUCAUAAAGCGUUUAGCGUCUUCCUCCUUGUGCUUUGGUUCUCCAGAAUCCAUGGCUGCACUCGUCACUGCCAAAAACCUUCUGCAAAAGAAUUUCAAGUGCCGAUACAUGCUAGAAAAUGAUGUGGGAGGUGGCUCGGUAUCAGGAUCAGUUGCGAUAUAUCAGCCAUAUUCCUCUGAUCCUCACCUGAGUGGUGCACUUGCUUCCGUCCUCUGGGAAUUGAAUCUGCUGUCCAAACAUUAUCAUCCUAUUAUUUCAACCAUGGCUUCAAGCAUCUCCAAGAUCAGUACUUCUUCGAAUCAAAUUUAUAUGCCGACUGUUUCUCCUCAGCAAGCUUAUAAGGAGCUGCUAUUGGAGAGUGAACAAUAUAGCAUAAAGAGUGACAUAAAGUUGAAUAAUAAACGAAAAAGAGGGAACAAUAAUCUGUUGGGAGAUGAUGAAACUUCAUUAGAAGUUGAUGAGGAAGCCUUGAGAGAGAAGCUUUCAGAUCACUUUACUGUUGUUCAUGAUAUAGUGGAGAAUGAGAAACUGAGAAGGGAGCUGGGUCUUACUGCACUGUCCCUGCAAUUGCAUGAAGAGUACAAAAAGCAUAAAAAUAGUAAGCGGGAAAGAUCAAAGCAAAAGAAGAGGAAACAAUAGGCACCGAAGUAUAUUAUUUUUGGUCUUCUUUUUGAAUUUUUAUUAGGAAAGAUCAAAUUUUUUGAGGUUGUAUGAUCUGAAAUUUUCUCAGUUUGAGUACAGAACAUUUCGGAAGGAAUGUAGUUUGUUAAUUUGCGUUGUGUUUAUUUUCCUUUUAUUUUUCUUGUGUGCGCAAUAGUAUGUCAUUAUAUAUGUUUGGGAAAUUGGCAACUUGGCAAGAUGUUAUAUCACUUAUAUGAAAGGCGAAGUAUUGUGUAUUA